CCAUCACCUAACGGCCACAAGAGGAAGAGGAACUCACCAGAGGACAGGCAGAAUAGAAACUUGCCAUGGCUUUCUUCACCCACCUCACCCGGCGCUCAUUGGCCCAGUCAGCUGCCAUGGCCAACGCUAUCAAGAACGUGACGGUGAUUGGAAGUGGCCUCAUGGGAGCAGGUAUUGCCCAGGUGGCAGCACAGACGGGCCACUCGGUCACCAUGGUGGACAUUGACCCAGUGGCCGUGGGGAAGGCCGAGAAAAGGAUUGCUGACUCUAUCUCCCGCGUGGCCAAGAAGAAGUUCGGGGAGGGAGACGAGGCCACCAAGUUCGUCAGCGAGUCACUGAGUCGCCUGAGGACCUCCACUGAUGCCGUGGCCUCUGUCGAGUCAGCCGACCUGGUGGUGGAGGCCAUUGUGGAGAACCUGAAGACCAAGAAGGAACUGUUCUCUAAGCUUGACAAUGCUGCUCCUGCUCACACAAUAUUUGCAUCCAACACCUCCUCCAUACCCAUUGCAAAAAUUGCCGAAGCAACCAACCGUCUGGAUCGCUUUGGUGGCCUGCACUUCUUCAACCCUGUGCCUGUCAUGAAGCUACUGGAGGUGGUGCGCAUUCCUGAGACCUCCAGCGACACCUAUGAUGCCAUGACAGCUUGGGGGAAGGCCAUGGGCAAGGUGACAGUGGAGUGCAAGGACACGCCAGGCUUCAUUGUCAACCGCCUCCUGGUGCCCUUCAUGUUUGAGGCUGUCAGGAUGGUGGAGCGAGGGGAAGCAAGUCCAAAAGAUGUUGACACAGCCAUGAAGCUAGGAGCCGGUCACCCCAUGGGACCGUUUGAGCUGAUGGACUAUGUUGGCCUGGACACUGGCAAGUUCAUCAUUGACGGUUGGCACAAGGAUUACCCAGACGUGGAAAUCUUCUCUCCCUCUCCACUGCUGGAAAAGUUGGUGUCUGAGGGUAAGCAUGGUGUUAAGAGCGGGGAAGGCUUCUACAAGUACAAGAAAUAGUGACCUGCUCAAUUUUACCUAAAAUGGGAAUCAUCAUGUAAGUACUACAGGUUUCAAGUGGCUUCUUUUAUUUAGCACUCAGUAUUGCAUAAAUGUAUCAUUUGUUAGAGAAUUAUUAAAAAUGUCACUAAAGAGAAUCAUUUGCAUAUUGAUUUUUUGUACUGACUUAGGGUAGUGUCCUCUCUGCUAGAGUAUACCUUCUUGCCUUGUGUCACAGUGAAAGGUGCUGUGUUUGAUGCUGAAAUUAGUGUGAAUAAACACUGUGUUAGCAAAUAUAUAUGAACAGUAUGUAAAGGUCAAUCAGCUCCAUUGGAGUUGGAAACUAUCAAUGCAAUUAAACUAAGAGGGUAAGGUUCAUCUCCAGAUUGCUGACUUAACAAGAUUUAUAAUUAUGUAUUGCAUCUGAAUAAAGAUAUAUUUUGC
Messenger RNA from Scylla paramamosain (green mud crab), 1418 nucleotides. Its product is annotated as hydroxyacyl-coenzyme A dehydrogenase, mitochondrial-like. Gene Ontology annotation, biological process: fatty acid beta-oxidation. Gene Ontology annotation, molecular function: (3S)-3-hydroxyacyl-CoA dehydrogenase (NAD+) activity; NAD+ binding. The transcript is spliced from 6 exons. The record is from RefSeq and is a predicted model, not a curated record. Lineage: Eukaryota; Metazoa; Arthropoda; Malacostraca; Decapoda; Portunidae. Bases 66 to 995 code for a protein of 309 amino acids. Gene Ontology annotation, cellular component: mitochondrion.